AUGGAAACUGACGACCACGAUGGCAGAGUCACUGCUGUGAAUGGGUACGACUGGCAUGUUGCUCUUCCGAAGAAUAUCCAUGAAGCUGAUCUUCCGCUCAGGGAUAUCUCCUUCCAGGCCGUUUGGACGGUUUCCAGCUGCAAGUCUGAGGGUAAUGGUGUACAUGAAUUACUACAUGACAGCGUCGAAAAGUAUUGGCAAAGUGAUGGUCCACAACCGCAUACAGUCACCAUAGAGUUUCCGAAGAAAACAGACAUUUGUUUCGUCAUGAUGUAUCUUGACUUCAAAAAUGACGAAUCGUAUACCCCAAGCAAAAUAAUUGUACAAAUAGGAUCAUCACUGGUACAUCUUGAUGAUGGUGUUCCUGUGGAGUUCAACGAGCCGACAGGGUGGGAGUUUAUCGAUCUCCGGUCACGAAGGACGAAUAGACCGUCUCGCGCGAUGGUGAUUCAGCUGCAAGUAGUCCACAAUCAUCAAAAUGGUCGUGAUACACACAUUAGGGUUGUUUUUACCUCUACUGUUUAUCAGUGUUUUUGA
Molecule: messenger RNA, 537 nt
Organism: Angiostrongylus costaricensis
Lineage: Eukaryota; Metazoa; Nematoda; Chromadorea; Rhabditida; Metastrongylidae
Source: the annotation of a GenBank genome assembly